Vitis riparia (riverbank grape) is the source of this 3428-nucleotide messenger RNA. RefSeq names its product titin homolog. Gene Ontology annotation, biological process: DNA repair; mitotic sister chromatid cohesion. The record is from RefSeq and is a predicted model, not a curated record. NCBI's taxonomy places the organism in Eukaryota, Viridiplantae, Streptophyta, Magnoliopsida, Vitales, Vitaceae. The transcript is spliced from 14 exons. Gene Ontology annotation, cellular component: nucleus; chromatin. The coding region runs from base 301 to 3000 and encodes 899 amino acids.
UUUCUCUCUCUAGAAAGCAAAAGUGGAAAAAUUAAGAGUAGAGAUUUUUCAGCAGUAUAAGGCGAUGCGCUCUCACUCUAUGCUCAUCUCCGUCCCUCACCCUCUCCUCUCGUCCUGAAAAGAACCCUAACUUUCUCUCUCUAUACCUUCCUCCGAUCCCUUUAUCUCUUUUAAAAGAGCCCUAACUUUCUCUAUCUAGGGUUCAUCUCUCUUUCUCUAGGGUUUCUGCGGUUCCAUGGUGUGAAUUUGCCGCCCAAGUUUUGAGAUUUUUUGAAGGAUCCAGAGGCACAGACAGGAACAAUGGCGUCCACGGACGGAGAGCUUGAGAAACAGCUCAUGGAAGCUGGGAAUAAGCUUUUGGUGCCCCCGGCUUCUGUCGACGAACUUCUCCCGCUGCUUGACCAAGUUGAGAAUUGUCUUUUAAAGGUGGAACAGUCGCCUUCCAUGUCGAUGCAAAAUGCCCUUUCAGCAUCGCUGAAGGCGUUGGUGACAGAUCAACUUCUGAGACAUUCUGAUAUUGAUGUGAAAGUGGCAGUUGCAGCUUGCAUAAGUGAAAUUACAAGAAUUACUGCACCAGAUGCCCCAUAUGAUGAUGACCAAAUGAAGGAGAUCUUUCAGUUGAUUGUAUCAUCAUUUGAAAAAUUAUCUGACAGAUCGAGCCGAUCAUAUGAUAAGAGGACCUCGAUUCUUGAAACUGUUGCAAAGGUCAGGUCUUGCGUGGUAAUGCUGGAUCUUGAGUGUGAUGCACUGAUUAUUGAGAUGUUCCAGCAUUUCCUCAAUGCAAUAAGGGAUGAUCAUCCAGAAAAUGUCUUUACAUCCAUGGAGACAAUUAUGACCCUUGUCUUAGAAGAAAGUGAAGACAUUCCAACAGAGCUACUCUCUCCUAUCUUGGCUAGCAUAAAGAAGGACAAUCAGGAGGUCCUGCCCAUUGCUCGGAAACUGGGGGAGAAAGUUUUUGAAAACUGUGCUAAUAAGCUUAAACCUUGCCUGAUGCAAGCAGUAAAAUCCUUGGGCAUUUCUUUAGAUGAUUACAGCAAGGUAGUUUCUUCUAUAUGCCAAGGAACAUCUAGUACUGCUGAUCAGAAUGAUGACGGUGUUCCAGAGCAGAAUGAUGACAGUGGUCCACAGCAGAAUGAUGAUAGUGCUCCAGAGCAGAAAGAUGACAACAUUGCUGGCAAAAAUACAGUUGAAGAGAGCCAGUUGUUAAGGGCAUCUUCGGAUGAGGCAGCCCAGGUAGAUAAAGAGAUUUCAAUUGAAGCAGCCUGUCCUGGAGAAGCAGAUCCAGCAAUGGAUAGAUCUCCUAAGUCAGUUAUGAGCAAUGGCAUCAAACAGGCUGCGAAUGAUGACUCUUUAGUGGAUUCAAACUCUUCAAAGAAGCCUGAUUAUGGUACUAAUCAGUCCAAAAGUAGCAAAGUACCAAGUGAGGUUGAACUUGAUAGUUUGGAUGUUGGAAAGGUAGAACAAGAAUCUAAGCCAGAACAAACUACUAAGAAAAGAGGAAGAAAGCCAAAUUCUUCAAUGAACUUGAUAGAACCUUCUGAUUCUCGUGUUAGCAGUGAGGAGGAGUCUGAGAAACUGUCAGACCAUAAAAAAAAUCAAAGCAAGGCAGGUCAUGAUGCCCCUUGUGAGGACCCUCCAUCUACGGAGGCAGCUGUGCCUUCAGAAAAUGAAAAGAUGACUGCUACUCAGCUUUCCUCACCAAAGGCAUUGGAGAAUGAGUCUUCAUAUGUUGCUUCUCCAUCGCCAAGCCGGAGCCUACCUGAUGAGAGUCAUGUUAGGAAGGUUGGACGUCCAAGGAAGAAAGACAACUUGAAUCAGGAAGUGGGGAAAAGGCGACCUGGGAAAAGGGCAGGUUCUGGGAUUACUGAGGAGGAUAAAACUUCGGCCACCAUGACUGACUCAGUGGAAAACCCACUGAAGAAGUCGGGUAAGAAAGUGGACACAAGCAAGAAUGAGGAUGGAUCCUCUUUAAAGCCUCAGGAAGAUAGGAAAAAACGGGGGCGUGGUAAAGCUGUUUUGGAGAAAGAAAUGACAAAAUUCUUGUCUAAAGAUGAUGAAAAAGAAAUGCUUUCUUCCCCAAAGUCUGCUGCAAAAUCAGUAAAAGAUGAAAGUCAUUUAGAGGAAACCCCUAAGAUGCUUUCUAAGGGAAAGCAUACUUCUGGAAAGCGGAAAGCAUCUGAUACUGUAGAUUUUGGUGAGAAUCUGGUUGGUUCGAGGAUUAAAGUUUGGUGGCCGAAAGAUCAAAUGUAUUAUGAAGGUGUUAUUGAUUCUUUUGAUUCUGAGAAAAAGAAGCAUAAGGUUCUGUAUGUUGAUGGUGAUGAAGAGAUACUAAAUCUGAAAAAGGAAAAGUUUGAUUUCGUCACUAUGUCGGAUGGGGAAGAAGCAACUCAGACUCCAAGUCUGGAUGGCUCUGAAAUGCGUCAGAAGAAGAAAGCAAAGUUUUCUGAUGUGCCAUCUAAGCAAGGAAAGAUGGAUGCUUCACCUAAAAAGGGUGGAGGAGCUUCCUCCAGCAAAUCCAAAGUUUCAGUCACAAAAUCCGGUCGGAAAUCCAGAGACUGUGGUAAAAUUGAUGGAAAAUCCAAGGAGGACAGCUCGAAGAAUGUUGGUAAAUCUGAUGAUGAAAACAGUGGUAAUCGCAAGGAUCAAAAGCUUAAAGGUGGUGGUAAAUUAAUAUAUGAUUCUCCCAAAACAGCCAGCAAAUCCAAGGAUCAAGAUGCUAAUGUACCCAAGAUGACUGGCAAAUCCAAGCAAGACAGCUCAAAAACUGUCUCCAAAUCCAAGAGUCAACCACUCAAAAGUGGUAGCAGAUCUAAUGCUAAUGGUAGUAGCAAGGGGAAAUCCAGUUCGGCUAAAGGGAAAGAAACUGUGGAUGUGAAGGAGAAAUCUCCAGAUUCCGGGAAAUCAUUUGAAAGUGCCAAAGGAAAAUCACAAGAAACAUUGAAGGAGCAGGAAAGUGAGACAAAGAGUGGAAAGAAGCGGCGAAGAGCAGUGAAAAGCUAAUAAUAAUUGACUCUCAGCUGCUUCUCACUCACCUUGUGCAGGGAAGAUGUUUGCUCUUCUAUCCUACAAUCCUCCAUGGAACCUUGCAUCCAUCUGUAGCAGCCUUCUCUGAGAGCCUGGGUUGACGUUAAGCCAUGCAUUUGGUAUUUGUUCUCGUCUUUGCCGCCAGUCCAAAAAUCGAUGCUAGCAUUGUCACAUUUUCAGUUAAUUAGAGUCUAGUUUAUACUGAUUGUAGGGGUGGGUAAGUUAAUUUAUCGUUAUAUUCUUAUUUUUAGUCGGGAUUUAUGUUAUUCUGAGGACUCGUUAGCUUUGUUAAACAAAUGCUCUUUUAUAGAUAACGCCACAGAUCACAGACCCCGAAAAUGGCUUCUCUCAUCGCUGUAUUCUAAAUUUAGAAAACUGCAGGUAGUGUUAUAUUUUUGUUUUCA